Messenger RNA from Olea europaea var. sylvestris, 1489 nucleotides. RefSeq names its product kinesin-like protein KIN-14Q. NCBI's taxonomy places the organism in Eukaryota, Viridiplantae, Streptophyta, Magnoliopsida, Lamiales, Oleaceae. The record is from RefSeq and is a predicted model, not a curated record. Gene Ontology annotation, molecular function: microtubule motor activity. The transcript is spliced from 9 exons. Bases 128 to 1489 code for a protein of 453 amino acids. Gene Ontology annotation, biological process: microtubule-based movement.
CAUUAAUGAUUCGACAAAAACAUUGAAUUCCCUUUUCACCUUUGAUUACUUAUUACUACCACUCUUUUUCUUGCAUUUCAAAUCUUCAAAAAGAAAAUUAAAAGAAAAAAAAACUGUUUCUUUAUCAAUGGAAGAUUUUGAAUGGUAUGACCCACUUCUUAUAACUGACGUUGCUUUCCUGCAACAGCAAGAUCUUACCCAUACUAACUCUCAUACUCACUCUAAGUGCAUUUUUUCCACGUUGUGUAUCUCAGAAGCUUUAAUCAUGGCAAAUUCAGAUGACUCUAGUCAAACCGAGAUUGAUGGCAGGUCUGUGGCAUCACCUGAUCUGGUAAUAUGUAUGGGUUCACCUGAUGUUCCUAGUCCAGGAUAUGAAUUUUCACCUGAAUUUUUGAAGGGUGAUAGAAUUGAUGUCUCUUUAGAAAAUGGAAUCAAGGGGGCUGAAAUGAAAGAAUCCCUUGAGAAUCGAGCAGGAAAUUCUGAAGAUAUUUAUACAGACUCUUCUUUCGAGCUUGCUGCAUCACCAUUUGUGGAACAGAUUUCUCUCAAAUACUGCACUCAUAUUAUGAGCAUCAACGCUGGGUCAACAGACAGUAUAAUGUUCCAAAGAGAAGUACAGUUUUCUGAAGAUAGUUGUUUCAAUGGAGGUGAUAUUGUGAGGACUAAUGAUCCCGUAACUGGGGAUGGAGAAGGCCUUAGUCUUUACCAGACUGCACGUUUUGGGAAUUGUUUGUAUCAUUUUGAUCAUUUAGAACCCAGAACUUACAUGGUUGAUCUGUACUUUGCUGAGAUUGUAUUUACUGAUGGUCCUCCAGGAAAGAGAGUUUUUGAUGUUUGCUUGCAGGACCAAAAGGUUGUAUCUUGCUUAGAUAUUUAUGCUAGUGUUGGCUCAAAUACACCGCUGGUGAUAUCUGAUCUUAAAACUUGCAUUAACGGAGAUGAGGGAUUGUCUAUUAGAUUUGAGGGAGUAAUUGGGAGUCCAAUAGUUUGUGGUAUUUCCAUUAGGAAUAGUGCUUCGGCAGAGUCUGAAGAGGUAGAAGGAAUGGGAUUGACGUACAUGCCCCAAUGCAAGUCACCGCAAGAUGUUGGUUAUGGUUCCAUGGAUGAAGAAUUUCAUAGGCUUCAAAUAGAGAAUGAAUCCCAGAAGAAGGAACUUGCAGAAACAAAAAAGGUUUUAGAGGAGGUUAAGAGGGAGAAUGAGCUCAGAAGCAGAGAAUGCCAAGAAGCUUUGAAGUCUUUGAAUGAGCUUCGGAAUGAGCUUAUGCGUAAAUCGAUGCAUGUUGGAUCUCUGGCCUUUGCUAUUGAGGGGCAAGUGAAAGAAAAGAGCAAAUGGUUUUCAUCACUGAGAGACUUGACAAGAAAACUCAAGCUUUUGAAGAUGGAUCAUAUCACGCUUUUGGAAGAGGCUACAUCUUUUAAGCAAUGCAUGGCAGAUAUGAACGGUUUUAGCUCUAUCAUUCAUUCCAAAAUAAAUGAGCACACACUAUGA